Serinus canaria (Common canary) is the source of this 1585-nucleotide messenger RNA. Its product is annotated as helicase SRCAP-like. Gene Ontology annotation, cellular component: Swr1 complex. The record is from RefSeq and is a predicted model, not a curated record. The transcript is spliced from 10 exons. Lineage: Eukaryota; Metazoa; Chordata; Aves; Passeriformes; Fringillidae. Gene Ontology annotation, molecular function: ATP-dependent chromatin remodeler activity; histone binding; ATP hydrolysis activity. The coding region runs from base 27 to 1574 and encodes 515 amino acids.
ACCUGGCCAGGGAGGGUGCGCUGCCCAUGGAGGAGCUGCUGCAGCGUUACCGCGGCGCCUUCACCGACUCCGACUGCGACUCCGCCCCCGGCGCCAGCAGCACCCGCUCAGACUCACCUGGCGGCGACAGCGACGAGGACGACGACGACGAUGACGACGACGACGACGACGACGAAGACGAGGCCGACGACGAGGAGGAGGAGGAGGAGGGGGAGGGGCAGGAGGGCGGGGGAGGGGCGCCAGGUGAGCCCGGCGGGGGCGCGGCCCCGCCCGCACCUGCCCAGGUGAGCCCCGCCCCGGCCGCGCCCGCUGGCCCCGCCCCCAAGAAGGAGAUCAGCGACAUCGCGGCGGCGGCAGAGAGCCUGCAGCCCAAGGGGUACACGCUGGCCACCACACAGGUGAAGACGCCGAUCCCUCACCUGUUGAGGGGCACCCUGCGGGAGUACCAGCACAUCGGGCUGGACUGGCUGGUGACCAUGUACGAGAAGAAGCUGAACGGGAUCCUGGCCGACGAGAUGGGGCUGGGAAAAACCAUCCAGACCAUCUCGCUGCUGGCUCACCUGGCCUGCGAGAAAGGUAACCUGGGGCCUCACCUGAUCAUCGUGCCCACCUCGGUGAUGCUGAACUGGGAGAUGGAGCUCAAGCGUUGGUGCCCCAGCUUCAAAAUCCUCACCUACUACGGGGCCCAGAAGGAGCGGCGCCUCAAGAGACAGGGCUGGACCAAGCCCAACGCCUUCCACGUGUGCAUCACCUCCUACAAGCUGGUGCUGCAGGACCACCAGGCGUUCCGCAGGAAGAACUGGAAGUACCUGAUCCUGGACGAGGCCCAGAACAUCAAAAACUUCAAAUCCCAGCGCUGGCAGUCCCUGCUCAACUUCAACAGCCAGCGGCGGCUGCUGCUGACAGGUACGCCGCUGCAGAACUCGCUGAUGGAGCUCUGGUCCCUGAUGCAUUUCCUGAUGCCGAGCGUGUUCCAGUCCCACCGCGAGUUCCGCGAGUGGUUCCACAACCCCCUGACCGGCAUGAUCGAGGGCAGCCAGGAGUACAACGAGAGCCUGGUCAAGAGGCUCCACAAGGUGCUGCGGCCGUUCCUGCUGCGCCGGCUCAAGGUGGACGUGGAGAAGCAGAUGCCCAAGAAGUACGAGCACGUGCUCAGGUGCCGCCUCUCCAAGCGCCAGAGGUUCCUCUACGACGACUUCAUGGGCCAGGCCAGCACCAAGGCCACCCUGGCCAGCGGGCACUUCAUGAGCGUCAUCAACGUGCUGAUGCAGCUGCGCAAGGUGUGCAACCACCCCGACCUGUUCGAGCCACGCCCCGUGACGUCACCGCUGGUCACACCUGGGCUCUGCCUCGGCACCCCCGCCCUGGUGCUGCGCGCCCUGGAGCCACACCCCUUCCAGCAGGUGGACCUGUCCCCGUUCGAGCUGGUGUCCCUGGAGUCUCACCUGUCGCGCUACGCGGCCGAUUGGUUCCUGCCGCGCUUCCGCGUCACGCGGCGCCUGCUGGAGGACGUGGCCGCCGCCCCCGACCCCCCCCCGCGGCCCAAACCCGUCCGCAUGAAGGUCAACAGGUGAGGGGCACACCU